Ilyonectria robusta is the source of this 495-nucleotide messenger RNA. RefSeq names its product kinase-like domain-containing protein. The transcript has 3 exons. Lineage: Eukaryota; Fungi; Ascomycota; Sordariomycetes; Hypocreales; Nectriaceae. The record is from RefSeq and is a predicted model, not a curated record. Gene Ontology annotation, molecular function: protein serine/threonine kinase activity; ATP binding. Gene Ontology annotation, biological process: peptidyl-serine phosphorylation; intracellular signal transduction. The annotation marks the transcript as partial.
ACCGCCGCAGUCAACCUCAACGACUUCCGCCUGUUGAGAGUCAUCGGCCGAGGCGCUUUUGGAAAGGUGCGCAUCGUUGAGCUCAAAGAUACUAACCUGUCCUUCGCCCUCAAGUACAUCCGCAAGGAUAAAGUCGUACGAUCCGAGAGCGUACGAAACAUCAUCCGCGAGCGGCGGAUUCUCGAAUACGUCAACCACCCCUUCAUUUGCAACUUGAGAUACAGCUUCCAUGAUACCGAGUACAUGUACCUUGUGGUCGACUUGAUGGCCGGCGGUGAUUUGCGGUUCCACAUCUCCAGAAAUACCUUCACCGAGGAGGCGAUCGGGUUCUGGAUCGCAGAGCUGGGUUGCGCCCUAAGGUGUAUCCACAGCCGGAACAUGAUCCACAGAGAUAUCAAGCCCGACAACGUCCUUCUCGUCAUCUACAACACAUCCAAGUACUUCAAGACGGAGGAGUCUCCUUUGGGUGAGCCGCAGAUAACCGUGGCUGAGUGA